UGGAUAUGAUGGAAAUCAUAAUAAUGCUACUUGGCAGUGUGUCUGCAUCUCUGAGAUCCAUAGGGGUGGUGCUCAGUUCUGUACCCUGGUCAUGGACCCUGGCGGCUGGGUUAGGACUGUACCUCACCGCGGGGGGAUGGAGGUUCCUCUAUGUGGCUCUACGAACCGCCAAGAGAGACCUAAUAGGUCUAUAUGUGCUGCUGCGUGUUAAAUACUGCAUCCGGCAGCACCUCCGUAACAACAGUACUGUACCUUCCAUGUUUGCCCAUACGGUGGCGCUAUACCCAGACAAGCCUGCGCUGGUCUGGGAGUCUACCGGAGAGGUGUGGACCUUCAGGGAGCUGGCAGGGCGAUGCCACCAGGUUGCCCAUUGGGCACGGACACAGGGCUGGGGAAAGGGGGACGUGGUAGCCCUCUACCUGGAGAGUCGCCCCCUAGUGGUGGUGCUGUGGAUGGGCCUGGCGCAGGUGGGUGUGGAAGCGGCCCUCAUCAACUUCAACCUGCGCAGUGAUUCGCUGCUUCACUGUGUGGGUGUGUCCAGAGCGAAGGGGGUGGUGUUUGGGGUGGAGCUAGCAGAAGCUGUGUUGGAGGUGUCUUGUUCUCUAGACCAGUCUAUGGUACUGUUCAGUACUGGGGCUGGUCUGGGUGAGGACCACCCUGCCCUCUCUACCCUCUCAGCCCAAAACCUGGACUCUUUACUGACCUCCUUUCCCCGGGACCCCCCUCCUGUCACACACAUCAAGGGAUUCAAUGAUAGACUAUUCUAUAUCUAUACCUCUGGUACAACAGGAAUGCCUAAGGCUGCUAUUGUGGUGCAUAGUAGGUACUAUCGCAUCGCUGCCUUUGGGUUCCAUUCCUUCGGCCUGCGUCACGAUGACAUAAUCUACAACUGUUUGCCUCUCUACCACUCCGCUGGUAACAUUAUGGGUGUGGGACAGUGUCUGCUCCAUGGGUUAACUGUUGUAGUGAGGAGUAAAUUCUCUGCUAGCCGUUUCUGGGACGACUGUGUCAAGUACAACUGCACGGUGGUUCAGUAUAUAGGUGAGAUGUGCAGGUACCUGUUGGCCCAGCCAGAACGUCCCUCCCAGGUGUGUCACCGUGUGCGUGUUGCCGUGGGUAACGGGCUCCGCCCCGCCGUGUGGGAGGAGUUUACACAGCGCUUCAGGAUUCACCAGGUGGCAGAGUUCUACGGCGCCACCGAGUGUAACUGUAGCAUCGCAAAUAUGGACGGAAAGGUGGGUGCGUGUGGGUUCAACAGUCGCAUCCUGCCCAGUGUGUACCCCAUCAGACUGAUUCAGGUGAACGAGGGGACGGUGGAGCUAGUACGGGACAGACACGGGCUCUGUAUACCCUGUCAACCUGGUGAACCAGGUCUCCUGGUUGGUUGUAUAAACCAGAAUGAUCCUUUGAGGAGGUUUGAUGGUUAUGCCGACCAGAGCGCCACCAAUAAGAAGAUAGCUCACAACGUCUUCAGGAAGGGAGACAUGGCAUAUCUCUCAGGUGAUGUGUUGGUGAUGGAUGAUUUGGGGUACAUGUAUUUCCGGGACCGUAGUGGAGACACGUAUCGCUGGAGAGGAGAGAACGUCUCGACUACGGAGGUCGAGGCAACACUCAGCGGUCUGCUGGGACAGACUGACGUAGCAGUCUAUGGAGUCACUCUGCCAGGUGUGGAGGGAAAGGCUGGGAUGGCAGCCAUUGCUGAGGGUGCGGAUCAGUUUGACUUUGAUGUGUUCUUGGGGGCGGUGCAGAAAGCCCUGCCUCCCUACGCACGCCCACUCUUCCUCCGGCUCCUUCCCCAGGUCGACACCACAGGCACCUUCAAAAUCCAGAAGACCCGUCUGCAGAAGGAGGGAUACGACCCUCGGCACUCUGCUGACCGGAUCUACUUCCUCAACAGCCGUGCAGGAUGUUAUGAGGUUGUUACUGAGGAGUUGUAUAUUGCCAUUACAGAGGGAAGAAUGUCUCUAUGA
This is a messenger RNA of Coregonus clupeaformis (lake whitefish), 1970 nucleotides long. RefSeq names its product long-chain fatty acid transport protein 1-like. Gene Ontology annotation, cellular component: plasma membrane; mitochondrial inner membrane. The transcript has 15 exons. The record is from RefSeq and is a predicted model, not a curated record. Gene Ontology annotation, biological process: phosphatidylcholine biosynthetic process; positive regulation of protein serine/threonine kinase activity; long-chain fatty acid import into cell. Bases 6 to 1970 code for a protein of 654 amino acids. Gene Ontology annotation, molecular function: fatty acid transmembrane transporter activity; long-chain fatty acid transmembrane transporter activity; long-chain fatty acid-CoA ligase activity. NCBI's taxonomy places the organism in Eukaryota, Metazoa, Chordata, Actinopteri, Salmoniformes, Salmonidae.